Nestor notabilis (Kea) is the source of this 754-nucleotide messenger RNA. RefSeq names its product mitochondrial ribonuclease P protein 3-like. Gene Ontology annotation, biological process: mitochondrial tRNA 5'-end processing; tRNA 5'-leader removal. NCBI's taxonomy places the organism in Eukaryota, Metazoa, Chordata, Aves, Psittaciformes, Psittacidae. The transcript has 5 exons. The annotation marks the transcript as partial. Gene Ontology annotation, cellular component: mitochondrial ribonuclease P complex; mitochondrion. Gene Ontology annotation, molecular function: ribonuclease P activity. The record is from RefSeq and is a predicted model, not a curated record.
UCUUUAUCCUUUUAUUUUCUUGUUUCACUACUAUUACAGCGGACAGUGCCCAGUUUGCAACCGUCAGUUGGAGGACAGCAAUCUCACUGAAGAGGAGUACAAUAAUCUCAGAGAAAGAAUAAUAAAGGAUGUGAUACAUGGAACUGACACUUUCAGAAAGACAAGCCCACAGGAAUUUGAAGCCUUUCAAAAAUUUGUGGAAAGUCGGCUUCCAUUUGAUAUUGUUAUUGAUGGACUCAAUGUUUCCCACAUAAACCUCAGAAAGAUGCAGUGUGAAAAUCUAUUUAAUGCUGUCAACUACCUGGCAAAAAAGAAUACCCGGUUGCUUGUGCUGGGCCGCAAACACAUGCUGAUUAACUCUUCAAAUUGGAAAAAAGAGAUUAUGGAGGAGAUGCAGAAUAAGGCAGACUUCUUCUUUGCUGAAAAUAUCUCUGAAGAUGAUGCCUUCUUGUUAUAUGCCACACUUCGAUCAGGCAAGCAUUGCAAGUUUGUUACUAGAGACUUCCUCCGGGAUCACAAGGCUUGCCUUUCCGACAGCCUGACACGUCAUCUGUUCCGUAAGUGGCAGCGUGGACAUCAAAUAGCAUUUUUCCCCUCUGCAGAAGGAAAGCAUAUACAUUUUUUGCCUGCCUUACGUUAUGACUGUGUGGUACAGACUACAGGUGAUACCUGGCAUAUCCCCUAUAAAGACACUUUUGAGGAAAAAUAUUCCUAUCGAGUACCAAGAAAAUGGCUCUGCAUCCAACAGAAAUGA